Molecule: messenger RNA, 3569 nt
Organism: Oncorhynchus masou masou (cherry salmon)
Lineage: Eukaryota; Metazoa; Chordata; Actinopteri; Salmoniformes; Salmonidae
Product: glutaminyl-peptide cyclotransferase-like
Exons: 7
Coding region: 475-1683 (402 amino acids)
Molecular function (GO): zinc ion binding; glutaminyl-peptide cyclotransferase activity
Source: RefSeq, a predicted model, not a curated record
UCAUGCACCAACUGCAGACACAGAACACCGCGUGUGCACUAAAAAUGGGGCCAUAACGAAACGACGACGAUAUGGCGGGGGUCAAUAUGCGAUUAUUGCGGACGUUGAUAGUUUAUUAUACCUCAGUGGUUGAUAAAUUUGAUUGGACAGAUCCGCCGCUGCAUGUAUGUCCCAACAUGACUGCAUGAGUGCUCCAUUGAGGUAAAAUAGCCUGUAUCUUGUUGUUAAAUUGUAGCCUAUCCUGAUGAAAUUGUGUUAAAUGAAAAUCAUAGAUGUCAUAAAUUGUUUCAUGUUUAUUUGCCCACGCUCGGCUCAAGUCUAAGCAGCCAGUGGCCUCAUUAAUUCAAUCGGUCAUGGACGUUAUUCUCCAUUGCCAUACGCUAGCAUGGAAUCAUAAGCACUAUAACGCACACAGUUAAGAAAGGCUCUGUACCGGACUGAACUGAUGUGUGAAUCUAACGGUUCUUCCAAGUUAUGAGAACCACCCGGAAGCCCCGAUCUUCUCCAGGCACCAAGCUGCUACUGGGACGCUGCUACCGGCUCCGGAUGUCCCGAGUUCGGGUGCUUCUCGUAUGCCUAUGUGGGAUGCUGGCUAUAGCUCUGACACUUGGAUUUUCUUUCUCGAGUAAUGAUACAAGCGAUGAGGAUGACAGUAUUCAUAUGGACGAUAACACACAAUUUCGUGUGCCAGACCUAAUAAGGGACAAGUUGACCCAUAACCCCCGUCGGGCCACUGUGGCCCAGAUCAAGCGUCUGGUGGGCCAGGUGAAUUCAGGUAGACUGUGGUACUCUCUCCUGAGGCCCAUCCUGGUAGAGAGACUGCCCGGUACCAGGGGCAGCCGUAGGGUGCGUGAGCAUAUCUACAGCCAUCUAGAGUUCCUGUCAGCGGGUUGGUCGUUGGAUGUCGACUCCUUCAACUCUGCUACCCCAAAGGGAAUAAUCACCUUCUCCAACCUGCUGGCUGUCCUGGACCCCUCGGCCCCGCGCCGUCUGCUACUGGCCUGCCACUACGACUCCAAGGCUAUGCUCCCAGCUUCCAAAACCCCCGACGGGCCUCUCAGGAGGUUCCUAGGGGCCAGCGACGCGGCCGUCCCCUGUGCCAUGAUACUGGAGCUGGUGACUGCUCUGGACGUCCACCUGAAAGUACUAAAACAACAGAAGUCACAGGUGACUUUGCAGUUGGUCUUCUUUGAUGGUAAUGAGGCGUUUGAUCAGCCGAGCCCCUCCGACUCUCUGUAUGGCUCACGUUACCUUGCUGAACAAAUGUCCCGUACACCUCACCCUCCAGGAGCUGAACAUACCACCCUGUUACAUGCUUUGGACCUGUUUGUUCUUUUGGAUCUUAUUGGUGCCCCUGACCCUAUGUUUGUCAACCACUUUGACGACACUGUACGCUGGUUUGAUGAGCUGAUAUAUGCAGAGAGGAGGCUCCAUAAGCUGGGUCUGCUGUCCUCCCACCCCAGAGAGGUGAGCUACUUCAGGAAGGACAUAAACCUGGGCCCUGUGGAGGACGACCAUGUGCCAUUCCUCCAGCAGGGGGUUCCAGUCCUACACAUGAUCACAACACCCUUCCCCUCCUUUAUGCACACUCUGGAGGACACAGCGGAACACAUCCAUUCUCAGACUAUCGAGAACCUCACCAAGGUGCUAGUGGUGUUCCUUGCUGAAUACAUAGGACUCUGACUGACGUUUCCUCCCUUUACUGUUGCUCAUAGACAUGUAUCCUUUAGACUUUAUGCCACAAUCACCCAGCUGAAUUUUAUAAUACCAGCCACUCUCCCACAUAAUCAAUUUACAAUCAUCAAAGUCCUAUCAUACCAUGCCUUUUCUCUACAUCACCUAUAUCUCUCGUUCUAGAAUCUAUACCCUAGUAGUCUUGUUGUUUUUUUAUCCAUUCUGGAGCCAUACUAGAAAACGGUUGAAAUUAGGAUUGCGAUUAUAGAGGCCUUUUAUAUACCCUGUCCCUCUCAUUCCCAUAAUCCAUGUGGAACUCAGACUUAUGCAAAAACAGAAUGAUGAACUUGAUUAGGUGCCUUUUCUCAAUACGUUCAGUAAAUGAGGUUGUGAACACUAGAGUAUAUAGUGUUUCCCAAUAAGGGAAGUUCAAGCAAGAUCAUGUGGAUAGAAAAAGAUUAAAAUGCUAAAUACAGAGGUGAUAUACAGACAUUACUGGACAUAUUUGUUCCCCAAAAAUCACUUAUAUGUUUAGGACAGACAGUCCAGUAAUAAUAUAGCAAUAAAUAUGUGCUUUGGGAAGUGCUAGAUUAUAUGGGAUAUAAUUGUGUAUUAACAGUGCCUUCAGAAAGUAUUCACACCCCUUGACUUUAUUCACAUUUUGUUGUGUUACAGCCUGAAUUUAAAAUGGAUUAAAUUUAGAUUUUUUUUGUUGCCACGAGCCUACCUACAAUACCCCAUAAUGUCAAAGUGGAAUUAGAUUUUUUGAAAAUGUUGCAAAUGAAAAGCUGAAAUAUCUUGAGUCAAUAACUAUUCAACCCUUUUAUUAUGGCAAGCAUAAAUACGUCGCAUGGACACACUCUGUGUGCAAUAAUAGUGUUUUACAUGAUUGUUGAAUGACUACCUCAUCUCUGUGUCCCACACAUACAAUUAUCUGUAAGGUCCCUCAGUCAAGCAGUGAAUUUCAAACACAGAUUCAACCACAAAGACAGGAGGUUUUCCAAUGCCUCACAAUGAAGGGCACCUAUUGAUAGAAUGGAAAAAAUACCAUUUUAAAAAUACAUUGAAUAUCCCUUUGAGCAUGGUGAAGUUGUUAAUUACACUUUGGGUGGUGUAUCAAUACACCCAGUCACUAGAAAGAUAUGAACUUCCUUCUUAACUCAGUUGCCAGAGAGGAAGGAAACCGCUCAGGGAUUUCAACAUAAGACCAAUGGUGACUUUAAAACAGUUACAGAGUUUUUUUUGGGCUGUGAUAGGAUAAAACUGAGGAUGGAUGUAUCAACAACGCUGCAGUUACUCCACAAUACUAACCUAAUUGACAGAGUGAAAAGAAGGAAGCCUGUACAGGAUAAAAAUAUUCCAAAACAUGCAUCCUGAUUGCAACGAGGCACUAAAGUAAUAAUGCAAUGAAAUGUGGCAAAGCAAUUAACUCCUUGUCCUGAAUACAAAGUGUUAUGUUUGGGGUAAAUCCAAUACAACACAUUACUGAGUACCACUCUCCAUAUUUUCAAGCAUAGUGGUGGCUGCAUCAUGUUAUGGGUAUGCAUGUAAUUGUUAAGGACAGGGGAGUUUUUCAGGAUAAAAAGAAACAAUGUAGCUAAGCACAGGCAAAAUCCUAGAUGAAAACCUGGUUCAGUCUGCUUCACACCAGACACUGGGAGAUUAAUUCACCUUUCAGCAGGACAAUAACCUAAAACACAAGGCCAAAUCUACACAGGAGUUGCUUACCAAGAUGACAGUGAAUGUUCCUGAGUGGCCGAGUUACAGUCUUGACUUAAAUUUACUUGGAAAUCUAUGGCAAGACUUGAAAAUGGCUGUCUAGCCAUGAUCAACAACCAACUAGACAGAGCUUGAAUAUUUUUUUAAAGAAUGUGAAAAUACAUAAUACAUAUAUA